AUGUUCCCCGAGGAGGGGUGGGCUCGCAGCGCUUCAUCAUCGUACUGGACGCUGCAGCCUUGUUGGUGGCGUCGUUCACGUUGCAAAGUUAUUGAAGUGGCUGGAACUAGACGACACAGCACCCAGGCUCGGAUGGUGAUAAGCGGAGCCAAUGCCGUCUACAUCGUAGGCACAUUUAAACAUAUGGGAACUGAUGCUGACUUUAAGUUGUAUCUGACAACGAACGUAACACAGGCGGAUUUCAACAUGGGCUACACAAUGACGGGCACCCUAGAGCGUGGCAGUCGCUCCACCAACACCUUUCAGAUGACGCACUUCGCAGUCCUGCGCCGAUGCGAUCAUGAUGCCCACCAUCUCAAGAAUUCUUAA
This is a messenger RNA of Arctia plantaginis, 369 nucleotides long. The record is from the annotation of a GenBank genome assembly. NCBI's taxonomy places the organism in Eukaryota, Metazoa, Arthropoda, Insecta, Lepidoptera, Erebidae.